Drosophila eugracilis is the source of this 1773-nucleotide messenger RNA. RefSeq names its product RNA polymerase II-associated factor 1 homolog (gene atms). Lineage: Eukaryota; Metazoa; Arthropoda; Insecta; Diptera; Drosophilidae. The coding region runs from base 95 to 1726 and encodes 543 amino acids. Gene Ontology annotation, molecular function: chromatin binding; RNA polymerase II complex binding. Gene Ontology annotation, cellular component: Cdc73/Paf1 complex. Gene Ontology annotation, biological process: transcription elongation by RNA polymerase II. The record is from RefSeq and is a predicted model, not a curated record. The transcript has 3 exons.
CACUGGCUGGAACAAUUGUGAAAAGUGUCGGGUUUUACAAGUAAAUAUAAUAAAAUAAAAUCAAUUGUGCAGAGUUCUUCGCUAAAAAACCCCAAUGCCACCCACGAUCAACAAUUCGGUGGUUAACAGUGCCGCCGAAAAGCGACCUCAGCGGCAAACGGAGCGCAAAUCGGAGAUCAUUUGCCGCGUAAAAUAUGGAAACAAUCUGCCGGACAUACCCUUCGACCUUAAGUUCCUGCAGUAUCCCUUCGACAGCCACCGCUUUGUGCAGUACAAUCCCACGUCGCUGGAACGGAACUUCAAGUACGAUGUGCUGACGGAGCACGAUUUGGGUGUCACGGUGGACUUGAUCAACCGCGAGCUCUAUCAGGCUGAUUCCAUGACGCUGCUAGAUCCUGCGGAUGAGAAACUACUUGAGGAGGAGACCCUGACUCCAACGGACUCAGUGCGUUCCCGCCAGCACUCGAGAACGGUGUCCUGGUUGCGCAAAUCCGAGUACAUUUCCACGGAACAAACGCGCUUCCAACCCCAAAACCUGGAGAACAUUGAAGCCAAGGUCGGCUACAACGUCAAAAAGUCGCUUAGGGAGGAAACCCUCUACCUUGACCGCGAUGCCCAAAUCAAGGCCAUCGAGAAGACCUUUAGCGACACCAAGAGCGAGAUCACAAAGCACUACUCCAAGCCCAAUGUUGUGCCCGUGGAGGUUUUGCCCAUUUUCCCCGAUUUCACAAACUGGAAGUACCCAUGCGCCCAGGUCAUAUUCGACAGCGAUCCGGCUCCAGUGGGCAAGAACGUGCCCGCCCAACUGGAGGAGAUGUCUCAGGCUAUGAUUCGUGGUGUGAUGGACGAGAGCGGCGAACAGUUUGUCGCCUACUUCCUGCCUACAGAACAGACGCUGGAGAAGCGUCGCACCGACUUCAUUGCUGGAGAACUGUACAAGGAGGAGGAGGAAUACGAGUACAAGAUCGCUCGAGAGUAUAACUGGAACGUGAAGACCAAGGCCUCAAAGGGCUACGAGGAGAACUACUUCUUCGUUAUGCGGCAGGACGGCAUAUACUACAACGAGCUAGAGACACGUGUGCGCCUCAACAAGCGUCGCGUGAAGGUCGGCCAGCAACCCAACAAUACGAAACUAGUUGUCAAGCAUCGCCCAUUGGACAGCAUGGAGCAUCGCAUGCAGCGCUAUCGCGAGCGCCAACUGGAGGUUCCUGGCGAGGAAGAGGAGGAGGUCGACGAGGAAUUAGAAGAGGACGAGGAGCAGACACAGGUCAUGGCCCCUACAGAAAAGACGGGCGAGGAUGCUCCCGUUGGUGCAAAGGCUGUAGAUGGUGGAGAUUCUCUUGCCCAAGUAGCGCGCGAUCGACAGUCUCGCUCCCGGACUCGCAGUCGCAGCGGCUCCAGUUCAGGAUCUGGAUCCGCAUCUCGGGCCAGCAGCCGCUCAAAGUCUGGCUCUCGGUCAGGCAGCGGCUCCCGAUCGCGCUCUAAUUCCCCGGCAGGUUCUCAAAAGUCCGGAUCGAGAUCAAGAUCAGGCUCACGAUCCCGUUCCGGAACUCGAUCCCGCUCUCGUUCGAAGUCUGGCUCGCGCUCUCGUUCUCGCUCUCGCUCCAAGUCCGGCUCUCGAUCUCGUUCGAGAUCUAGAUCUGGCUCGGCAUCUCGAUCGCCCAGCCGUUCUCGCAGUGGCUCACCUUCUGGUUCUGGAUCCAGUUCCGGAAGCGGCUCAGAUUGAUAAAUAACUUCAACAGAACGUUUUAUAAUAAAUAAGAUUCUAAUUGA